Messenger RNA from Nicotiana tabacum (common tobacco), 2879 nucleotides. RefSeq names its product scarecrow-like transcription factor PAT1. Lineage: Eukaryota; Viridiplantae; Streptophyta; Magnoliopsida; Solanales; Solanaceae. The record is from RefSeq and is a predicted model, not a curated record.
UUCAAUUUGAAGCUAGUUUCAGUUUUUACUUUAACUGAAUAAGUAAGGAAAGCAAUUAAACUCUUGCUAUUAUUAUGAAUAAAAUUCAGAAAUAAUUAAAAGGCUGUGUAUACAUGGUCCAUUUUAUCUGGUUCAUGUUCUGCUCAUUCUUUUAUUUUUUAUGAAUCAACUUUGUCCCUGAAAAAUGAAUACGUUUUGUGUCAUUAAAUUUAGCGUGUCUUGUUCGACUGUUGGCAUUGUCUGUAUCUAUGAGUUUUCUUGUUAAGUUCAGUGUACUCAUCUUUUUUGGUUCAUCAAUAAGAGAAGUUCUCUAUUUUGUUUCAGAUCAUCGCUUCUUCUUUUCUUUUUUCCCCUUUUUAGUUUUCAAAAACAGUAGCUUAUGUUCUUGAUUAAAAUCGUUCCGUGAUAAAUUUCCUUUUCUCCUUUUCUUUUUAAAAUAUCAAAUCUUUGCCCUUUUUGCUAGUGAGAAUAUAGUGAUUCUUUCAAAGGACUGCUGGUGUAACUAGUUUUUUGCUUUAAGGUUAGUAGAUCAAUGAUAAGAAUUUGUCGAGUGGACAAGCUAAAAUUUCAUGGAUGUUUUAACAUUAGACAAUUCUGAGGAUAUAAGUCAGUGCCUACAUUGGUCAUCCUUUUCUGGCAAUGAGUGUGAAUUUAGUUUAAAUAUAUGUUUAUUUAAAAAAAAUUAAUACUAGUAUAUAGAGUUGAAGAGCAUCUGCGCCAGCACGACAUAAAGUAGAUGAAGUAAGAGAACCUAAAGAGGUUGUAUGUGAGUUGUUUAGGAAUUGGUGACCAGCGUAGUUGAUAACGGAUACAUGGUUUCUUGUUGAUUUCUGAUUGCUUGUGCUAGCAUUUGUCAUCUUUUUGUGAGAUUGCAUUGAAACUGUUUCCUUUUCUGAUCUGUUACUUCAUAUACAUGAAUUUUCCAUGCUCUGAGAUAGUAGGCUGCAAAUUUAAGGUUGGUUUUGAACUGGAUAUAUAGUGUACACGUAACUGCUAAUAGUAAUUUCACACAAUGCUACAUAGUAGAAGUAUUGGCAUAACACUUUGAGUUGUCAACUGGCGGUUGUCAUGUUUUGCCACUAGAGAUCGUCCCUUCCUUUUCAACUUUUGAAAGCUGCUUGGCUUAAAGCACUCCACUGUGGAAGCCAUGAAAACCUUGUCACAUGAAUAAUCCUUGAUGCCGUGUACAUUAAUUUUCGUGGUGUUCCAAUAACCGUGCACUCUGAAGAGCUAGAUACCAGACUGUGUAGUCGUAUAUAGACGAGGCAGAAACAAUCUUUCCAAUGCAAGCAUCACAACGACUCAGAAGAUCACCCAUGUCUAAUACUCUUUACUAUCAACCAGUGCAGAAGGCAGAGGCUUGCUGUCUCCCUCAGUUUCAAACUUUAGACAACCAUUUGAGCUACAUUAAUGGUAGCCAUGGAUUUUAUCACUCACCGUCAACUGCUAGUUUCUCAUCAAACGGAAGCUCCAUUUGCCAUCAAGAAUCUCAGCCAUACCUAUCAGAUGUUCGCCAAUCCUCUGAGACGACUAACUAUGGCUCCCCCACUAGCGGAUCUUGCAUUACAGAUGGUGCAAAUGAUUUCAUGCACAAGCUAAAGGAAUUGGAAACCGUAAUGCUGGGACCUGAUUCAGACUUUCUGGAGAGUUAUGAUAAUUCCUUGCCGAACAGUGUAGCCUCCACAGAAAUUAAUAGCUGGAGGCAAAUGAUGGAGGCCAUGCCUAGACGGGAUUUGAAACAUGUCCUUAUCGCUUGUGCAAAAGCAGUGUCUGACGGUGAUUUACUAACAGCACAAGUGUUGAUAUCUGAGUUGCGUCAAAUGGUAUCAGUGUCGGGGGAACCGAUUCAGAGAUUGGGAGCAUACAUCUUGGAAGGUCUUGUUGCGAGGUUGGCCGCAUCAGGAAGUUCCAUAUGCAAAUCCUUGAGAUGCAAAGAACCCGCAAGUUUUGAACUGUUGUCUUAUAUGCACAUGCUGUAUGAGAUUUGCCCUUACUUCAAAUUCGGAUACAUGUCAGCUAAUGGCGCCAUUGCAGAAGCAAUGAAGGAUGAAAAUAGAGUUCAUAUCAUUGAUUUCCAGAUCGCUCAAGGGAGCCAGUGGGUGACUCUAAUCCAAGCUUUUGCAGCUCGGCCUGGUGGACCCCCACAUAUACGUGUAACAGGCAUCGACGAUUCCACCUCAGCUUACGCUCGUGGAGGAGGGCUUAAUAUUGUGGGGCAGAGGCUGUCUAAACUCGCUAAGGCUUUCAAGGUGCCUUUCGAGUUUCAUGCUGCUGCCAUUUCUGGUUCUGAUGUUCAAGUUGAAAACCUUGGAAUUCAACCUGGCGAAGCACUGGCUGUAAAUUUUGCUUUUACGUUACAUCACAUCCCAGAUGAAAGUGUGAGCACUGAAAAUCACCGGGAUGGACUAUUACGGAUGGUCAAAAACCUGAACCCCAAGGUGGUUACGCUUGUUGAGCAAGAAUCUAAUACAAACACAGCUGCAUUCUUCCCUCGGUUCCUUGAAACCUUGGAUUAUUAUACAGCCAUGUUCGAGUCAAUCGAUAUGACUCUACCAAGGGGACACAAGGAGCGCAUCAACGUUGAGCAGCAUUGUUUAGCGAGGGACGUUGUUAACAUUAUAGCGUGUGAGGGAAUUGAAAGGGUAGAGCGACAUGAACUUCUUGGUAAGUGGAAGUCGCGGUUUAGAAUGGCUGGUUUUAGCCCAUAUCCAUUGAGUUCAUUAGUGAAUGCUACAAUAAAGAGAUUGCUAGAAAGCUACUCUGAUAAGNAAUACUCUUCUUCCUCUAUGUAAUAGCUGAAGUGCUAAUAGUGGAAAAAACAGGUUCCUUUUUCAAGUGUAUCACUUGAUCAAUCAAAGUUGAAGCUUAUUUCUUGGAAA